Molecule: messenger RNA, 2418 nt
Organism: Macadamia integrifolia
Lineage: Eukaryota; Viridiplantae; Streptophyta; Magnoliopsida; Proteales; Proteaceae
Product: chloride channel protein CLC-b-like
Exons: 7
Biological process (GO): transmembrane transport; chloride transport
Cellular component (GO): plant-type vacuole membrane; intracellular membrane-bounded organelle
Molecular function (GO): voltage-gated chloride channel activity; nitrate:proton symporter activity
Source: RefSeq, a predicted model, not a curated record
AUGGAGAAUAUGGUUAUAAUGCUCGUCUUUACACCUUUCAGAAUUGCUUACAGAGAAAAACUGCCAAAUCAAAACCAAGAAAAAUCUGCAGAGGCAACAGGUACUCACUAAAUGGAAGGAGAACAAAAGAAACAAGACCCUGAAAGUAACUCUCCUCACCAACCAUUGCUCCAAACAGGCCCAAGACUCCCCUCUAAUCCUUUAGCCAUCGUUGGAGCUAAGGUCUCUCACCUGGAGAGCUUGGACUACGAAAUCAAUGAAAGUGAUCUCUUUAAGCACGAUUGGAGGAGCAGAUCCACAGUGCAGGUAUUCCAAUAUAUUUUCUUGAAAUGGAUGUUGGCCUUUCUUAUUGGGCUUCUGACUGGUAUUAUCGCCACCGUCAUCAAUGUUGCCGUUGAGAACAUUGUUGGAUUCAAGAUUCUUGCGGUGGAUAACUUAGUCAGGGAAAGAAGAUAUGUCAUGGGGUUCAUCUAUUUCACAGGAGCUAAUCUGGCUCUCACCAUGGUUGUUGCUAUUCUGUGUUUGGUGUUUGCACCGACAGCAGCUGGACCAGGCAUACCUGAGGUAAAAGCUUAUCUAAAUGGCGUCAAUACUCCAAAAAUGUUUGGCGCUUCGACACUUAUAGUCAAGAUCAUUGGAACCAUCGGUGCUGUGUCUUCUGGAUUGGAUCUAGGAAGGGAAGGACCACUGGUGCACAUUGGCUCCUGCGUAGCUUACUUGUUUGCCCCAGUUGAAACUGACAAUCACCGCCUCAAAUACCGCUGGCUGCGCUACUUCAAUAAUGACAGAGACCGCAGGGAUCUCAUCACCUGUGGGGCUGCUUCAGGUGUCUCUGCUGCUUUCCGGGCCCCCAUAGGUGGCGUCCUGUUCGCUCUUGAAGAAGCCACAACAUGGUGGAGAAAUGCCCUUCUCUGGAGAACUUUCUUUAGCACAGCUGUGGUGGUGGUUGUACUUAGAUCAUUCAUACAGUAUUGCCACUCCGGGCAAUGUGGGUUGUUCGGGGAAGGAGGUCUCAUCAUGUAUGACGUGAGCUCCGUUACUGUAAGGUACCAAGCAGUAGAUAUGAUCCCUGUAGCUCUAAUUGGUGUUAUUGGUGGAGUCUUGGGAGGCCUGUAUAAUUUCCUUCUGCACAAGGUCCUCAGGCUCUACACUCUCAUUAACAUGAAAGGUAGAACUCACGGGCUCCUCCUCACUCUGUCUGUGUCUGUCUUUACUUCUGCGUGCCUUUACUGCCUCCCUUUCCUUGCCAGUUGCAGGCCCUGUGAUCCUUCCCUUCCUCAUGCUGUAUGCCCAACCACCGGCCGAACUGGCAAUUUCAAGCAAUUCAACUGCCCUACAGGCUAUUACAACGACCUGGCCAGUCUCCUCCAUUCUACCAAUGAUGAUGCUGUUCGGAACAUCUUCUCCACAUCCACCCCUUCUGAAUUCAACGCCUUCUCCCUACUAAUAUUCUUUGCUCUUUACUGUAUCUUGGGCCUCAUCACCUUGGGCAUCGCUGUCCCGUCUGGACUUUUCCUACCAAUCAUUCUCAUGGGUUCAGCCUAUGGCCGCCUAUUGGGUCUUGUCAUGGGGCCCUACACCAGCAUCGACCAGGGGCUCUAUGCUGUCCUUGGUGCUGCUUCCCUCAUGGCUGGCUCCAUGAGGAUGACUGUCUCUGUUUGUGUCAUCUUCCUUGAGCUCACCAACAAUCUCCUCCUGCUGCCAAUAACCAUGCUUGUCCUACUCAUUGCCAAAACUGUUGCGGACAGCUUCAACCCAAGCAUCUACGAGAUCAUGCUGGACAUGAAAGGCCUACCUUUCUUGAAGGCCCACCCUGAAACAUGGAUGAGAAACCUUACUGUAGCUGAGCUAGCUGAUGCAAAGCAACCUUUAAUCACUCUUCAUGGUGUGGAAAAGGUGGGCCGCAUUAUCGAGGUCCUGCAAAACACUACACACAAUGGCUUCCCUGUUGUUGAUGGAGGAGUGACGGCACCAGAAAGGCUGCUCACUAGAGCAACAGAACUACAUGGACUGAUUCUAAGAAGGCACCUUGUUUCAGUGAUAAAUAAGAAAUGGUUCCUGACAGAGAGGAGGAGAACAGAGGAGUGGGAAGCUAGGGAGAAAUUUACCUCAUUUGACUUGGCAGAGAGUACGAAGAUCGAGGUGACUGUAACAGAUGAAGAAAUGGAGAUGUAUGUAGAUUUGCAUCCUUUCACCAACACCACCCCAUACACAGUUGUGGAGAACAUGUCAGUUGCCAAGGCUGUGGUGCUAUUCCGGCAGGUUGGGCUCCGCCAUUUGCUGAUUGUACCAAAGUAUCAAGCAGCUGGGGUGUCUCCUGUGGUGGGGAUCUUGACCAGACAAGAUUUGAGGAGCCACAACAUUUUGAGUGCCUUCCCUCACCUAGAAAAAAGCAAAGGAAGAGAAAGGAGGAUGUAA